Messenger RNA from Penicillium canariense, 1998 nucleotides. RefSeq lists its product as uncharacterized. Gene Ontology annotation, biological process: regulation of DNA-templated transcription. NCBI's taxonomy places the organism in Eukaryota, Fungi, Ascomycota, Eurotiomycetes, Eurotiales, Aspergillaceae. The record is from RefSeq and is a predicted model, not a curated record. Gene Ontology annotation, cellular component: nucleus. The coding region runs from base 1 to 1998 and encodes 665 amino acids. Gene Ontology annotation, molecular function: DNA-binding transcription factor activity, RNA polymerase II-specific; zinc ion binding. The transcript has 4 exons.
AUGGCCUCGCGACUCGCGGCCUGCGAGGCAUGUCGCAAGGCCAAGCUCGCGUGCGAUCACCAGCAGCCGGUGUGUUCGCGCUGCCAGAAGAGUCGCGGCGUGUGUAUCUACCGCACCGCCCCGUUCAAAAGGCGGCGGGUCGAGAAACCGAGCUUGAGAUCGCCUGAUCUAUCGCCCUCGUUCGAGCCCAGGCGCAAUUUGUACCCGAAUCCGGGGUACUUGGGCUCGUCGAGCCAUGCAGCGAUUUUCAAGCAUAUCACCCCGUCCGCGGAGGGCGAGCAAAGCGCGAGUAACCAGCUGUUGCGCUCCGAUCAUCCGAGCGCACAAUGGAUUGGUGACAAUCAUCUGCUGCUACAGGGUGCCGAUGUCCUGCGACACCUUUUAACUAUGUACUCCUUGUCGGCGAUGAAGGACCUCGUUCUCUUCUGGCUGGCCAAGGGCGCCAAUCUAGCGCUUGCGGAGCCUUUUGUUGCGCAAUGCGCCGAGAGCAUUAGUCAAUUAUUUACUUCGCAUGAUGAGAAAUGGCAUUUGGUGUACGCGCAACGGCUACUGCAAAAUUCUGCCAAGCCGUUGCAAUUCGACGAGUCCUCGGAUCUCCUGAGCUUUUCAGCCCACUUUCUGGAUCACAAUGCGCGAUGGGAAACAUUGGGGAUUUUCUUUGCGGCGGUCAGCCGAGCGACGAUUGACAUUCCCUUCUUUCCGCUGCUAUACAACACCGAGGACCAGCAGUAUACUCUGAGGCGCCUUGCGACCAAACUCAGUGACUUUUCAUUGGAGAUUGCUCUUUCGCUGGACUGUUUGAAUGACCUGCAGUUGAUUGUGCAGUAUGAGAAUUUUAUCGUCCAUUCAUACGUGGAUGGGGAUCAAAGUGAGUCUUUAUUCCAAGCCGAGUCGAACUAUCCUCUUGUUUCACUCCUUCAUCAGUUAACCUGUCAAGGCUACCACACGUGGCGCAAACUGGGCGAUGUCAUCUCCUCAACUUUUGCGCUGGGCUAUCAUGAGAACCUCGAAGCGAAGGCCGGAAUUCCACAGUUCUUGAUGGAGCUGCGCAAAACAGCCUUUGCCAGGAUUUACUCUGCCGACAAGAAUAUUGCCAUCUUUCUUGGCCGCCCACCGCGGAUGAACAAACGCUUUUGUCACUUUCAGAUUCCAGCCUGCGGAACACGAUUUCCUUCACGUGGACGUCAUCAUACCUGGAGCCCAGAUGCAAGAGCUGGAUACAGGGCAGAUACCUGUUGGUCUGCGCUCUGUGCUUCGUUGAAAGAGGAAGUAUGGGAGCUGUUGCAGGAUGCACAGGAUGUUGACUGUGCGCGGAAGGCAAGCGUUAUUCAGCGAAGAGCUGAGGAGCAGUGGCAGGCUCUACCUGCUCAUUUUCGAUUGGAGAGUAGUUUGAAGCAGUGCGCGCAGAGCCCCUUUGAUCGGGAUUUUCUCGCACAUGUUCGGCUAAACCAUUUACAUGUUCUGUUUUUGCUCAGACUUUUGCUUCUGAAUACUCUGACUGAGCCAGACGUUCCCAUUAUAGAAACAGCGGGGCAAAUGCUCGCUCUUGUGGUGGAGAUUAUCCUGCUUCGGGACCAAUUGAUCAAUUCUGGGACUGGUCUCAUCUGGAAGGUCGCGUACUACGGGCUCCCAGCAGCGGGAAUUAUUCUCCUCGCCUUACUUAAACAACACUCUCACUCAGCACCUGGCAUAUCGCGAACCAAAAUGCUGCGAGAUCUGAGCGUAUUUGUCGCAGAGGUGCAGAUCGGAACAAUCGUGAAAACGGGGGAUCCAAAUUAUGCGUUGCUAUCCAAAGCCACGCAAACGAUUCAACGGUUCCUGGACUCAUUCAACACAGACACAGGGCAACCCCCUCGCGAGGCGGGGCAUGAUGAUGCCAAUGAAGAUUGGGCAGCUUUGUUGAGUCAAGAUCUUUGGGAUUUCGAAGCCGGAUUUUGGCAGAGUCUGGCCGAUCAUCCGUCCUUGGGGGUGUUGGAUCCACCAUUGCCUCAUGUAUGA